This is a messenger RNA of Mucor velutinosus, 420 nucleotides long. RefSeq lists its product as uncharacterized. NCBI's taxonomy places the organism in Eukaryota, Fungi, Mucoromycota, Mucoromycetes, Mucorales, Mucoraceae. Gene Ontology annotation, cellular component: mitochondrion; mitochondrial intermembrane space. The coding region runs from base 1 to 420 and encodes 139 amino acids. The record is from RefSeq and is a predicted model, not a curated record. The transcript has 4 exons.
AUGUCCACCGCUAAAAGAGAACUCACUCCCUCCAUUUGUUUCAACUUUUCCUUCUUCAAAGACUUUAUGAAGGAAUUCCGUAAAGUAGAUGAUAACAUUAUCAACAGACUCAACUCCACCUCGACACAAGCCGAAGGUGUAUGUGGAGAAUUCUUCAAGCAAAUGUCUGAAGCAUAUGCACAACGUGAUCAGGCCAUUGAUUACUGUCUCAAGUUGAUGGAUGAGGAUCUUGACAAAAAGAACAAAAAGUUGCAAGAGGAUCCCGAUGAUUUCGACAUCAAGAACAGUAUUUUCACCCAAGAAUCCAUGCGUCAAUCCGUCUCCAACGAGCGAUAUGUAGAGGAAAUUAUUAGAGAACGUACCUUACAAGUGUUCAAGAACAAAUGCAGAGCUUUUGAUGUUACUUCCUUAGAGAAAUAA